Kockovaella imperatae is the source of this 2083-nucleotide messenger RNA. RefSeq lists its product as hypothetical. The record is from RefSeq and is a predicted model, not a curated record. The coding region runs from base 221 to 1972 and encodes 583 amino acids. NCBI's taxonomy places the organism in Eukaryota, Fungi, Basidiomycota, Tremellomycetes, Tremellales, Cuniculitremaceae. The transcript has a single exon. Gene Ontology annotation, molecular function: oxidoreductase activity.
GGAAUCGGAUGCAUCGAUCAAAGGUUGCAGCAGAAGCCUUCGCAUUGACACAUAUCUCCGCUCUGCGUGAAAGGUCUCGAUAGACAUAAGAGCCGGACCCUCCGCAGUCCAAAGUUGACUUGUACUGGACACAGUGGUCAACACGUCCGCCACACACACAUACACCAUAGCCUGCCUCUGACGCAAUCCAGUGCGUAGAGGAACAACGUCGUCGACAACAAUGGUCGACGAACAGCUGCUAUUGGACAGGAUCAAGAAUCAGAUCCUUUCCCCUGCUCCUCAAGCCUACUGCCAUGACCCGGGACUCAUGCCUUAUGAUAUCUACAAAGCUGCUGGUGGUCUGAAAGGCUCAUUGGGUCGUCUGGAUCGACCCGAACGGAUCGCCAUCAUUGGAUCUGGGGUGACUGGUCUCACCAUCGCAGCGUUAUGUACGCAGAUCGGAGCCGGUCAGAUCGACCUUUUUGAAGCCAAGUCCAAGGUUGGCGGCAGACUUGAUUGUGCGAUUGAAGAGGGUGGCCAGGUUUGGUACCCUAACGGAGCGAUGAGAAUAGGCCCUUCAUCCGCUUUGACACUAGGCACGAUGAGAGAGUUUGCCUGUGGAAUGAGACCCAAUUUCCCAGACCCGGGCAAGUUUAUGACUGGAUGCGAUCACAAGGGACGAGUGUACGACUGGAUGCCAGGAGAGCCGGUGCCAGAGGUCUAUGCCAAGGUGAAUGCGGCAUUUGAGGCAUAUGUCAAUGAGGACGUGAUGAAGGAUGGACAAGUGGUGUUCACGGCCCCGAACAAUAUAAGGAGAUUGCUAUGUUCCUCCAAGCUCGACGAAAGGCUCAAAGCCGUACCGAUGAUCCAGAGAUUUGUCGACGAAUUCGCCAACAAGGAUUUCUACGAAGUGCUCAAGAUUAUCUUUUCGGAACGAGGUGGCUUUGCCUCACCGGGAGGCUUAUCUUUGAGCGCGGAGGAUAUUAGGAUGAUGGCGAGCGCGGGUAUCGGUACUGGACCGUUUGAUGCGAUCUUCCAGAAAUCUGGACUUCUGCUCAGUAGUAUCCUGACGAAUGGACACGAGGAUCAACAAGGAUCAUUCGUCGUCCUCAAAGGCAGUCGCGCCAUCGACGCUCCCAUCUCAAUCUUUGGCGAUCGGCUCGCGGCGUACGUCGAAGACUGUGGGGUCGAUCUAUACACCAGUACAGUCGUCCAUACGAUGGAGCGAGUAGAAAGCAGCAAAGAUCAACACAAGUUGUUCUGGCGUCGAGCCGAUGGAUCCGAACAUUCAGGCGUCUACGAUACAGUCUUUGUGUGCACACCGUGUCACACCAUGCUCAAUUACAUCGAGGGAUUACCGGAUCUUUUGGGCCCGCAAACGGUGGCUGAUCUCAGUCGAGUCAGACCCAUCGCCAGUACAAAGGUCUUUGCGACGAUCAAGAAUCUCUUUCACGAGUUUCCAAACUUUUACUAUUGUGUCACGUCGGAUGAAGAAUUUCAACAAAUGUACCUCAUGGAAACGGCGGACCCUGAUCGACUCGCCGUGCUCUUGAGCUAUUCAUGGGGUGGCGAUGCGCUCCGAUUAGACUCUCACGGAGAUGAUGAACAACUUGGAUCUGCCGUCUUGGCUCAAGUGAGACGUGUCAUUGGUCGAUCAACCUAUCCUGGAGCCGCCAAGUAUUUUGAAGAUGAUCAAGUUCAGAACCUCAAAGUCAAACGCUGGCACCCUGAACACGACAUUGAGGGCGCCUUUGGUCUCGAGAGGCCUGGAGAUGGAGCUUCAAGACACCGAUUGGUACAUCAUCCAUUGAACGUCACCAACAACCUCUACAUUGCCGGUGCAGAUUUGAGUCACGAUGCUGGAUGGGUCGAGCCUGCCAUCAUCAGCGGCUACAUGGCUGUCAUUUCAAAGUUGAGACAGGGUGGAAAGGUCAAGGAGGAGGUCGACAGAGUGGCAGUAUUCGAUCAGAACCUCAUCAAUUUCAGGGAGUAGAUCAACGUCAGAGUGGAAGUUCGGCAUCGCACAUCUUGUAUAUAUAGCCAAGCAUAGAGAGAGAGAUGAUUUUCACACAUAGAUCAUGAACAUUUGCAUCGGGUACUUGGG